CGACCCCCGUGACGUCACUAGCUCAUCGGUACACCCUCUCGGCGUCUCGCGCUCUCCGUCUGUCUGUCUCGAGCGCAGAAACCAGCCGGAGGAUCAAAGAGCCGAACUCACCUGUCUGAACGCUCACCUGGCCGCGCGCCGCAGUCCCUCCGUGUGCGCGUGAGCGCGUGUUGGAGCGCGAGGGAAGUCCAGAACCCCUGAGGAAGAGGAGGAGGAGGAAGAGGAGGAGGAGGCUCGGAGUUCUCCGGAGUUUUCCCAGAUCAUGGAGCGGACUGGAAGUUUCCCGCUGCCCGCGGUUCUCCUCCUGGUUCUGCUGGGAGUUCGGGGAGCGCGAGCGGACACCUUCCAAGCAUGCCUGGCCGGUCAGGGCCCAGACUGCACUCUGGUCCAAUCCAAGGAGGACGACUUUGACUGGGAGCAGGGCGACACCAGAGGGCGGCCCAACAGCAACCCAUGGAUCCCUGCAGGUACUUCCUUCCUGUUUGUGAACACAUCGGGUCGCUACAGCGGCCAGCGCGCCCAGCUGCUGCUGCCGCCGCUCCGCGAGAACGACACGCACUGCCUCAGCUUCCAGUUCUACCAGGCGGGGGGCCGCGAGGGGGCCGCGCCCGCCACACUCAACGUCUACGUGACAGAGAACAACAGCCCUCUGGGAGUUCCUGUCAUUAACUCUUCUGGCCCCGCCUACCACAUCUGGAAAGGGGUGGAGCUUGCUGUAUCCACUUUCUGGCCAAAUCACUACCAGGUUCUGUUUGAGGCGGUCAGCACCGGGCAGAGAGGAGUCCUGGCCAUCAGAGACAUCACUCUGCAGGGACAUCAGUGUAUGAGCACACCCCACCCGCUGCACCUUAAGGCGGUGGAGGUGAACGCCGGCCAGACGGCCUCCUUCCAAUGCACGGUGAACGGCCAGCCGCAGCGCCACCUGCUGCUCUACCUGCAGGGCAUGGGGGGUCGGCAGGCCGUUGCCAAGGAGACCAGGCCGGUGAACCCCCGGCGUUACGUGGCGAGCUUCGACGUCAAGAACACCACCAAAGGCGACUCGGGACGCUACCGCUGCAUCGUCCAAUCAGAUCGAGGAGUGGGCGUGUCCUCCUACGCAGACCUCACAGUCAAACAACCACCGGUACCAAUUGCCCCACCUCAGCUCACUGCGGUCGGCGCCACCUACCUCUGGAUCCAACUCAACGCCAACUCCAUCAACGGAGACGGACCCAUCGUCGACAGAGAGGUGGAGUACCGUACGACGGCGGGCAUGCUGAUCGACACCACACCUGUCGACAAGCCCACCCACAAGAUCGGACACCUGGACCCAGACACAGAGUACGAGAUCAGCGUUCUGCUGACCAGGCCCCUGGAAGGAGGGACUGGAAACCCCGGGCCGCCGCUCAGAGCCAGGACCAAGUGUGCAGAUCCAAUGCACGGCCCGCGGCGCCUCCUGGUGGCAGACGUUCAGUCCAAACAGGUGACGGUCCGAUGGCAGCCGUUCGGAUACAACGUGACCCGAUGCCACCGCUACAAUUUGACGGUGCAGUACCGCUACCGGCCUGCAGGAGCCACCAGGGAGGUGAAGGAGCAGGUGGGGGAGGAGGUGGUGUCGGACACCAUGAGCGCGCAGCCGCAGCACACCGUGCGUAACCUUCCGCCAUUCACCAACGUCAGCCUGAAGCUGUUGCUAAGCAACCAGGAGGGACACAAGGAGAGCGAGGAGCUGCUGGUGCUGACCGACCAGGACGUGCCCGGUGCGGUCCCGGUGGACUCCAUCCUGGGCCGCAGCUAUGAGCAGCAGAUCGGACUGAGCUGGAGGGAGCCGCAGCACGCCUACGGCCUGAUCCGCCACUACGAGAUUACCUACAAGGCUCUGAGCUCCUUCGACACAGAGUUCGACCUGUCCAAUCAGAGCGGCAAGGUGCUGAAGGCGGCCAAUGAGACGAGCCAUGUGUUCUCGGGGCUGUCGCCAGGCUCCACCUACUCCUUCACAAUAAGAGCCUCUACCAUCAAGGGCUUCGGGCCCCCAGUCAUCACCCAGUUCACCACCAGAAUCUCUGCCCCUCUGAUGCCACCCUAUGACCAGGAGCCCCCUCUCAACCAGACCGACUCGUCCGUCACCGUCCUGCUGAAGCCCGCUCAGAGCCGCGGCGCCCCCGUCAGUAAGUACCAGGUGGUGGUGGAGGAGGAGCGCCCCCGCAGGCUGAAGAGAGGAACUGCAGAGAUCCUGCGCUGCUACCCGGUUCCGAUCCAUUUCCAGAACGCCUCGCUGCUGAACUCCCAGUACUACUUCAGCGCUGAGCUGCCCAUGACCGACCUGAGGAGCCCCACGCCCUUCUGCGUUGGAGACAACAGAACCUACGGCGGCUACUGGAACGCGCCGCUGCUGCCGCACAAGAGCUACGGGGUCUACUACCAGGCCGUGAGCUCGGCUAACGGGGAGACAAAGAUCGACUGUGUGAGAGUCGCCACCAAAGCUGCCAUAAUCGCCACCCAGCUCACCACGCCGUACGUUGGCGUGGCCCCGGCGGCGGGCAACAAGCAGCUGACAGGAACGGCAACCAGGAAGCCAGAACCAGAGCAGGAGAAACAGACGGACCACACGGUGAAGAUCGCUGGGUCCAUCGCUGGCAUCCUCCUCUUCAUCAUCAUCUUCCUGGGAGUCAUCCUCCUGAUGAAGAAAAGACGAAGAAAUUAUCACUCCUACACUUACUACCUGAAGUUGGCCAAGAAGAGGAAGGAAACACUGAGCUCCAGACAGGAAAUGACUCUGAUGGUGAACAGCUCCCAACACACAGCCAUGGUGGACACACACACUCUGAACGGCCGCACCAUGUCGUCUCCGUCUUCUUUCACCCUGAAGACAAACACCAUCAGCACCUCCGUCCCCAACUCCUACUAUCAAGACCCAUUCGUACCGACAGCCAUCUUGGUGCCCAUUAAUGACGACAGCAGCCACACCAUGACCAGUGAAACCAGCAGCCUGGUCCAGUCCCACUACAAGCAGCGGGAGGCGGAGCGGGAGGCGCUGCCCUACCAGACGGGUCAGCUGCAUCCGGCCAUCCGGGUCGCCGACCUGCUGCAGCACAUCACCCAGAUGAAGUGUGCCGAGGGCUACGGGUUCAAGGAGGAGUACGAGCUCAAUGAGAGCUUCUUCGAGGGACAGUCUGCUCCCUGGGACUCAGCCAAGAAGGACGAGAACCGCAUGAAGAACCGAUACGGGAACAUCAUCGCCUACGAUCACUCCCGUGUGCGUCUGCAGCCUCAGGAUGGAGACGGCGGCUCAGACUACAUCAACGCUAACUAUGUGGAUGGUUACCACAGACCCAACCACUACAUCGCUACACAAGGGCCCAUGCAGGAGACGGUGUACGACUUCUGGAGGAUGGUGUGGCAGGAGAACUCGGCGGCUCUGGUGAUGGUGACCAACCUGGUGGAAGUGGGCCGGGUGAAGUGCUGUAAGUACUGGCCUGAUGACACUGAGAUUUAUGGCGACAUGAAAGUGACGCUGAUCGAGACGCAGCUGCUGUCUGAGUAUGUGAUCCGGACCUUCGCCGUGGAGAAGAGGGGCGUGGCUGAGAUCAGGGAGAUCCGUCAGUUCCACUUCACCGGCUGGCCGGACCACGGCGUCCCGCUGCACGCCACCGGCCUGCUGGGCUUCAUCCGCUGCGUCAAGGCCAAGACUCCGCCCACCGCCGGCCCCACCGUGGUCCACUGCAGCGCGGGCGCGGGCCGGACCGGCUGCUUCAUGGUGAUCGACAUCAUGCUGGACAUGGCGGAGAGAGAAGGCGUCGUCGACAUCUACAACUGUGUCAGAGAGCUGAGGGCGCGAAGGGUCAACAUGGUGCAGACCGAGGAGCAGUACGUCUUCAUCCAUGACGCCAUCUUGGAGGCGUGUCUCUGCGGAAACACCGCCGUUCCGGCCAAUCAGCUGCGUUCGCUGUACUACGAGAUGAACCGAUUGGACCCCCAGACCAACUCCUGCCAGAUCAAGGAGGAGUUCAGGACCCUCAACAUGGUGACGCCCACCCUGCGCGUGGAGGACUGCAGCAUCGCGCUGUUGCCUAGGAACCACGAGAAGAACCGCUGCAUGGACGUUCUGCCGCCGGACCGCUGCCUGCCCUUCCUCAUCACCAUCGACGGCGAGAGCUCCAACUACAUCAACGCCGCGCUCAUGGACAGCUACAAGCAGCCGUCGGCCUUCAUCGUUACCCAGCAUCCUUUGCCCAACACGGUGAAGGACUUCUGGCGCCUGGUUCUAGACUACCACUGCACGUCCAUCGUGAUGCUGAACGACGUGGACCCCGCCCAGCUGUGUCCCCAGUACUGGCCGGAGAACGGCGUCCACCGCCUCGGCUCGCUGCAGGUGGAGUUCGUCUCCGCGGACCUGGAGGAGGACGUCAUCAGCCGCAUCUUCAGGAUCUACAACACCGCCAGGCCGCAGGACGGGUACCGCAUGGUGCAGCAGUUCCAGUUCCUGGGUUGGCCCAUGUACCGGGACACGCCCGUCUCCAAGCGCUCCUUCCUGAAGCUCGUCCACCAGGUGGACAAAUGGCAGGACGAGUACGACGGCGGCGAGGGACGCACCGUCGUCCACUGCCUGAACGGCGGCGGGCGCAGCGGCGUCUUCUGCAGCGUCAGCAUCGUGUGUGAGAUGCUGAGGCAGCAGCGCUGUGUGGACGUCUUCCACGCCGUCAAGACGCUCAGAAACAACAAACCCAACAUGGUGGACCUGCUGGAACAAUAUAAGUUCUGCUAUGAAGUGGCUCUGGAGUUCCUGAACUCUGCUUAGCUGGGACCAGCACGCCAUUCAUCACCUCCUCCUCCUCCUCCUCGUUGUGCUGCAGGAGGAAGAGGAGGAGGAGGAAGGUGUGUCCUGCCUCAUUGGACGGACAGCGAGCAUGGACACCCUGACUGUCCUCUUUGUCGUCUUGUUGGUUUUUCUUGUGUCGUAAACCUGGCAAUGACUCGGACUGAAGCUCCGCCCACCUGCGAUGACCUCAUCCUGUCCAGGUCCGGUUCCUCCUUACCGGGUCUUCCUGAACGGCAGCAGGACAGCGUGCCACUACUGGGACACCUUGACAUGACAGAAUCAGAACCGUGACUCAGCAGAACCAGUCCUGUCUUCAGAAAGUCGAGUCAUCGGUUCUGCUGCCAUCUUGUGGUUGGCAGCAGAACUGCACCAGCGCCGACCCAAAUACCAGACAUGACGUUCUGUCCGUUCCUUUUAUCUGCUUCUGUUUUUAUUUAUAGAAGUCCAAAGAGACAUGCAUGUUGUAAAUGGUUCCUCCAGAACUCCAGCCGUCCUCACAGAUCCAAAGCCCUUCUUCUGGUUCUGGACGGUCUUCCUGUAGACCGUCGGACCGGUCCUCUGCUGGGGGCCCAGCUAUGAGCCAUGUGGGACACCGUCCGUUCAGACAGAGACGGACGGUCUGAAGAGGCUCUGUGAUCGGACCGGAUCGCAGGAACUCGGGUUCUGCUGGUUUUGGUUCUGUUCAGGUGCCGGACCUCAAACUGGUGGACACAACCUCUGGUUGCCAUGGAAACCAUUAAAAGAUCCUCCGAUUGUGAUGUGGUCAAACCAUGUUUACACUGUGUAACCUGGAUCACAUCAGGCAUUACACUGGUUUAAACUGGUUUAAUCCUGAUCACACCGGUUCUACACUAGUUCUAAACCGGUUUAAUCCUGAUCACACCGGUUCUACACUAGUUCUAAACCGGUUUAAUCCGGAUCACACCGGUUCUACACUAGUUCUAAACCGGUUUAAUCCUGAUCACACCGGUUCUACACUAGUUCUAAACCGGUUUAAUCCGGAUCACACCGGUUCUACACUAGUUCUAAACCGGUUUAAUCCUGAUCACACCGGUUCUACACUAGUUCUAAACCGGUUUAAUCCGGAUCACACCGGUUCUACACUAGUUCUAAACCGGUUUAAUCCGGAUCACACCGGUUCUACACUAGUUCUAAACCGGUUUAAUCCUGAUCACACCGGUUCUACACUAGUUCUAAACCGGUUUAAUCCGGAUCACACCGGUUCUACACUAGUUCUAAACCGGUUUAAUCCUGAUCACACCGGUUCUACACUAGUUCUAAACCGGUUUAAUCCGGAUCACACCGGUUCUACACUAGUUCUAAACCGGUUUAAUCCUGAUCACACCGGUUCUACACUAGUGUUCAUCUUCUGUCUUCUUCCUUGGUGUUUUGUAUCGCUGAAACUAACUGGACCGGACCGGGCCUCAGUUUGGACCUUGGUCUGGUCCACUUCUGGCAUUCUGGUCCUGGUGGGCCCGGUCCGUUUGGGCCCGGUCCGUGUGAAUAGUGUACAUAGUGAAUAUUUAUUCCUUCGCUGUCGUCGUUCUUGUGAAGCACAGAGGCUGACAAUCAUGGCAGAAGAUCUUCCUGUUCCGCCAUCAGUACCGCAGCGGCGCCGGUGGUCCAGUCGGAUGGAGUCUGACCCGGUUGUGACUGGACCCAAUUAAGGCUCGGUACUGGUGCUGAGAAGAACAUCACUGUAAUGAAAGCUUUUAUUUAUGUUGUAUGAUUCCAAUAAAACUGAACACGCUG
This is a messenger RNA of Xiphophorus couchianus (Monterrey platyfish), 6550 nucleotides long. RefSeq names its product receptor-type tyrosine-protein phosphatase mu-like. The transcript has 40 exons. NCBI's taxonomy places the organism in Eukaryota, Metazoa, Chordata, Actinopteri, Cyprinodontiformes, Poeciliidae. Gene Ontology annotation, biological process: protein dephosphorylation. Gene Ontology annotation, molecular function: protein binding; protein tyrosine phosphatase activity. The record is from RefSeq and is a predicted model, not a curated record. Bases 263 to 4777 code for a protein of 1504 amino acids. Gene Ontology annotation, cellular component: membrane.